AUGUCUGAUCCAUCAGUGAAGACAGAUCUGAAGAUGCCAUCAGCGAGAGAGCGCCGCUCUUUCUCCUUCUGUCUCUCUCAAUCCAGCUCAGUGACUGGAGCUUUGGGCUCUGAAGCUCUGCUCUCUUUGAGUCGUCAGAAACCCUACGGUGACGCGAGCGGGAGGCGGAGCGUCAUACAGGAAGACGCGCGCGUCACGGAAUCCGCUGCUUCUCUUCAGUCAAAUCCGCGCUCGCAUCGCGUCGCAUCGCAUCCAUAUUCAGAGAUGCAGCGACACCAGCUCUGGCGCGCGUUUGCGCUCCUCUAUUUGCCGGUUUUAGGAAGCGCCAUUGAUUUUAAAACGCGGACGGGACCGCGAGUGACGGAUAAGGUGUUUCUUGACAUCACCGUCGGAGGACACGAGGUUGGCAGGAUCGUGAUUGGUCUGUUCGGAGAGGUCGCUCCGCUGACCGUGCAGAACUUCGUGGCUCUUGCCACAGGAGAGGAGGGUUACGGGUACAAAGGCAGCAAGUUCCAUCGGGUUAUCAAGGAUUUCAUGAUCCAAGCAGGAGAUUUCACCGCUGGAGACGGAACAGGAGGAAAAAGCAUCUACGGAAGCACGUUUGCAGAUGAGAGCUUCAGGCUCAAGCAUCUGGGCGCAGGUUGGGUCAGCAUGGCAAACGCCGGGCCCGACACCAACGGCUCGCAGUUCUUCAUUACUUUAGCCAGAGCGCCGUGGCUGGACGGAAAACACGUGGUGUUUGGCAAAGUCCUGGAGGGGAUGGCUGUGGUUCACACCAUCGAGCUCCAGGACACGAACGAUCGUAACCUGCCCUACACCGAGUGUGUGAUCGUCAACAGCGGCAAGAUCAAGCUCAAAGAGCCCUUCGUCGUGGAAGUGGAGCGAUGGUGAACCGUUAUGAUUUCUGUGUUUAUAUAUUCAUAUCUGCUGGUGGUGGAGUCGUGUCGUUAGAUUCUUCUCUUACUAUGAGAGAAUAUUCAGAGAAAUCACACCGUCAUACGGCCAAAUGUGACCUGUUCUGGCAAGAUGAGUCGAAAUGAGCAAAUUUACAAAAAUGAGUUAAAUUUAUUUUCAUUCUCCAUUAAAAUUACCUUCAAAAUGACUUGUAGGAAUCUGACAAAAAAUGGCUGAGCUACAUCUGUUUGAAGUUGAUUUUGAGAAAAAACGAGUUAAAGUUUUCUGUAGGUUCCAAAGAAAAAUCACCAAGGCAACGUUGCAU
Molecule: messenger RNA, 1219 nt
Organism: Sinocyclocheilus rhinocerous
Lineage: Eukaryota; Metazoa; Chordata; Actinopteri; Cypriniformes; Cyprinidae
Product: peptidyl-prolyl cis-trans isomerase C-like
Exons: 6
Coding region: 1-891 (296 amino acids)
Biological process (GO): protein peptidyl-prolyl isomerization; protein folding
Cellular component (GO): intracellular membrane-bounded organelle; cytoplasm
Molecular function (GO): cyclosporin A binding; peptidyl-prolyl cis-trans isomerase activity
Source: RefSeq, a predicted model, not a curated record